This is a messenger RNA of Nomascus leucogenys (northern white-cheeked gibbon), 2489 nucleotides long. RefSeq names its product phospholipid phosphatase 5 (gene PLPP5). Gene Ontology annotation, molecular function: phosphatidate phosphatase activity. Bases 750 to 1151 code for a protein of 133 amino acids. NCBI's taxonomy places the organism in Eukaryota, Metazoa, Chordata, Mammalia, Primates, Hylobatidae. Gene Ontology annotation, biological process: phospholipid metabolic process. The transcript has 6 exons. The record is from RefSeq and is a predicted model, not a curated record.
AUCUAGCCAACCUCAGGCAGUGUAGCUUCCUGCAGAAUGCGGCUGUGUUGCUAAGGAACGAGGAUCUGAGAGCGAGCUGUUUGGUUUUCUAUUUAGAGGCGAGGUCCCGGGAGAAGGCUGCUCCCCGCGGUGGUGUGGUUGGGCCGUGGAGAGGAGCUGCUGAUGGACCGCAUGCCGACCUACUCGGCUGGAACUGGGGCGCUGGCUCCCUGCUGAACGCAGCGGAGGGCAGCUCCGCUGGCUUUGCGUCCCCUUUGCCAGACGAUGCCCUCGGCACAGCCGCCAGGCCAGCUUCCUGGGGAGCCGCCGGAGCGCGGGCGACUGGGAGAGGGGGCGGUGCGCAGUUCCCGGCCCGGCCCUCCCCGCGGAGGCGGCCACGUCAGCGAAGCGUCGCUCGGGGCUCGCAGCCCGAUGGGGAAGGCGGCGGCGGCGGCGGCGGUGGCCUUUGGGGCCGAAGUUUGCGUGCGGCUCGCGCUGUUCGCGGCCUUCCUGGUGACGGAGCUGCUCCCCCCGUUCCAGAGACUCAUCCAGCCGGAGGAGAUGUGGCUCUACCGGAACCCCUACGUGGAGGCGGAGUAUUUCCCCACCAAGCCGAUGUUUGUUAUUGCAUUUCUCUCUCCACUGUCUCUGAUCUUCCUGGCCAAAUUUCUCAAGAAGGCAGACACAAGAGACAGCAGACAAGCCUGCCUGGGCCACGCCCAGAUUUCUUCUACCGCUGCUUCCCUGAUGGGCUAGCCCAUUCUGACUUGAUGUGUACAGGGGAUAAGGACGUGGUGAAUGAGGGCCGAAAGAGCUUCCCCAGUGGACAUUCUUCCUUUGCAUUUGCUGGUCUGGCCUUUGCAUCCUUCUACCUGGCAGGGAAGUUACACUGCUUCACACCACAAGGCCGUGGGAAAUCUUGGAGGUUCUGUGCCUUUCUGUCACCUCUACUUUUUGCAGCUGUGAUUGCACUGUCCCGCACAUGUGACUACAAGCAUCACUGGCAAGAUGUACUAGUUGGAUCCAUGAUUGGAAUGACAUUUGCCUAUGUCUGCUAUCGGCAGUAUUAUCCUCCUCUGACUGAUGCAGAAUGCCAUAAACCAUUUCAAGACAAACUUGCACUUUCCACUGCACAGAAGAAGCCUGGGGAUUCUUAUUGUUUUGAUAUUUAAAAAUUGAAUCUGGCUGGGCGUGGUGGCUCAUGCCUGUAAUGCCAACACUUUGGGAGGCCGAGGAGGGUGGAUCACCUGAGGUCAGGAGUUCAGGACCAGCCUGGCCAACAUGGUGAAACCCUGUCUCUACUAAAAAUACAAAAAUUAGCCAGGAGUGGUGUGCCUGUAAUCCCAGCUACUCGGGAGGCUGAGGUGGGAGAACUGCUUGAACCUGGGAGGUGGAGGUUCCAGUGAGCCGAGAUCGCGCCACUGCACUCCAGCCUAGGCAACAGAGUGAGACCCCAUCUCAAAAAAAAAAAAAAAAAAAAAAAUUGAAUCUACCUCAAUGGAGAACAGGUGAACUAGCCCUCCUAACCGGACCAUGCACAAAACAAGAAAUUCUGGCCUUUUUUUCCCGCUUCCAAGGUGCAAGUGAGGACAUAAGCCACACUGUAUUCUGCCUCCAAAUGAUUACACACUUUUGCCCCUGCUCUCACAGAUCUAUCUUGAGGAGUUACGGUUCUUUUCCACUACUGUAUGCCACAUGUUCUAGUAAAAGGAUCUUUUAAAGGUGUCCAACACCUUAUGAAUCUGGUCUAUCAGAUUGAUAUCUGAAGAUCUAGUGUUUUUACAUUUAAUUUAAAUGCCAUUCUUAGAAGGAUCUUGUCACAAAGAAGCCUUUACAUAGCCCCACCUUGUCUCAGAAGCUAGAGUUAACUAUCAAAACUUAAUUUCCAUUUCAUAUAGCUUAAAAUCUUAAAAUCCAGGGCAUGGCCAACUAUAUUACUUUGGUUCUGUUUACCUUCUCUGAUGACAAUUCCAUCAAGCCUUAAAUAGGAAAAUGUCGAAUCUGGGGUAAUUUAUCACUUUUGUGCGCAUCUUAUCUGAGUCCAGUCAUCUGCUACUGCUGUGCAUUUUGAACACCGUGGGCAUAAACAAUUUGUUGAAUUACUAAGUGAACACAAUAAUAAAGAAGAAAAUGGUCAGGAGUGUGGUUUCAGCACUACUAACAGAUGACUAUUUCUACCUCAUUUGACCAUAACUGUGCUCAUGAGCUUCUUUCCUUCCAUUCAUGACUAAAGAUCUGCUCAAAUGCACCAAUACUGCCAAGUGACUAAGGCAGAAAAGAAAAAUGACAGGUAUCGUCAUCUGAAGGACAGAUGAAUCUUUUUCUGCCCCUUCUUCACAAUGGAAUAUAAGGAACAAUUAUAGGAUGUCAUCAGAACUCAUGCCACAGGACCUACAGCUCCCUUUCUCUUUAUUGUGAUUAUACUUUAAAUAUGACGUUGUCUCUUAUGUGCAUCUUCCUAUAUUUUCGAUGUAUCUUUUUCCUUCAGUAAACCUGAUAUUCAAAUAAAA